AUGAACUAUGAUUCAAGUUCUUCUAGUUCAGGUUCUGAGUUUUUUAAUUACAUGGUUCAAGAUUACAUAGAAUGGAGUCAGUCCGUUGAUGCUGAGCAACAAAAUGAAGAAGAAAUUGUACCCCGCACUAGAAAUUUUGUGCUUAGGGAACGUGAGGAAGCUCAUGAAAGAUUGUUUCAUGAUUAUUUCAGCAACGAACCUCUAUACCCCGAGAAUAUUUUUCGUCGUAGGUUUCGUAUGCAUAAGCAUGUUUUCCUUCGUAUUGUCGAAGGUGUAACAAUUCAAGAUGAUAAAUUCUUUAAGCAAAAACCAGAUGCUAUUGGAAGGAUGGGUGCAUCUAAACUACAAAAAUGCACAGCGGCUAUCAGGAUAUUGGCAUAUGGUUCAUCCUCUGAUGCUGUUGACGAGUACCUGAAAAUUGCUUCAAGUACCGCUAGAGAGUGCUUGUCGAAGCGGUUGUUGCUAGAUUUGGAGAUGAAUACUUGA
Messenger RNA from Beta vulgaris subsp. vulgaris (sugar beet), 486 nucleotides. RefSeq lists its product as uncharacterized. The record is from RefSeq and is a predicted model, not a curated record. Lineage: Eukaryota; Viridiplantae; Streptophyta; Magnoliopsida; Caryophyllales; Amaranthaceae. Bases 1 to 486 code for a protein of 161 amino acids. The transcript has a single exon.